UAUGGCGGACGAUGAAGAACCUCGURAAAAAAGACGAAYAGUAAACAAGAGUUGUUAUCGACUGACUGCACGAGCACCGAUCAACAUUGCUGUUGUCAAAUACUGGGGUAAAAGAGAUGAAAAGUUGAUUCUUCCUCUUAAUUCAUCGUUGAGUGUCACUUUGAACUGGGAAGAACUUUGUACAACUACAACUGUUGUUGCUGGUGUCGAUUUCCCUAGGGAUUCGCUAUGGAUAAAUGACAGAGAACAACCCAUUGCUGAUUCUCCAAGGAUUCAAAACUGUCUUACUUUAAUCCGUAACAAGUGCCGCAAGGAAGCGCCAGAAAGAUGGGAAGACCUUAAAGACUGUCAUUUGUACAUUGCUUCAAAGAACAACUUCCCAACUGCUGCAGGCCUUGCCUCAUCUGCAUCUGGUCAUGCUUGUUUAGUUUUUCUUUUGGCAAAGCUUUAUCAUUUGGAUGGUGAAUUAUCUGGAAUUGCAAGGCAGGGUUCAGGAAGUGCAUGUAGAAGUAUGUAUGGUGGUUUUGUAGCUUGGUUGAAAGGAGAGAGUGAUGAUGGUCAUGAUAGUAUAGCAAAACAAAUAAGAUCUGAUGAGCAUUGGAAAUCAUUGAGAAUUCUUGUUCUUGUGGUAAAUGACCAGAAAAAGUCUACACCAAGCACAGUAGGUAUGAAGAGAAGUGUUGAAACAAGUGAUCUUUUACAGUURAGAGCAAAACAUUGUGUAGAUCAAAGAAUGAAUGUUAUGGAGCAAGCAAUUCUAGACAAAGACUUUGAGACUUUUGCUGAGCUAACAAUGAAGGAAAGCAAUCAACUCCAUGCAGUUUGUCAAGAUACAUAUCCACCUAUAGAACCCCCAUACAUAAACAGUAUAUCACAUAGCAUCAUACAGCUAGUGACAGCCUUCAAUCAGCAUUAUGGCACCAACAAGGUAGCAUAUACUUUCGAUGCUGGACCAAAUGCAGUCUUGUUUCUUCAAGAAAACAAUGUUGCCAGCUUUCUUUCCUGGGUUAACUGGGCUUUUCCUCCAGACGAUCCACACAGCUUUAUCAAAGGGAUCCCAAUCUCACCAAUUCCAGAUUUGUCAACUAAUUUGAUAGAAUCUAUUGGGUUGAAUCCUCUUCCAUGUUCCAUUAAAUACAUCAUUAGUACAAAGGUUGGCUGUGGCCCUAGUCUUAUAAAAGAUGAUASAAUACACUUACUCAAUGAAGAUGGUUCACUUAUUUCCUGAAUUCCCAUGAUAAGCACUGCGGUGAUGAAUGGAAUUGGACCCAGUAAGCUUUUCAUAGUCAUUUGUAAUUGCUUUAGGUCAUUAAUAGUUCAUGAGCUAUAAAAAGGSUUUGUCUAUUCAGUCAUGUGAUGAACCUUUCCCUUGCAGUGGUUAUCACAUGAUGUUAUAA
Molecule: messenger RNA, 1397 nt
Organism: Exaiptasia diaphana
Lineage: Eukaryota; Metazoa; Cnidaria; Anthozoa; Actiniaria; Aiptasiidae
Product: diphosphomevalonate decarboxylase
Exons: 15
Coding region: 2-1228 (408 amino acids)
Biological process (GO): isopentenyl diphosphate biosynthetic process, mevalonate pathway; isoprenoid biosynthetic process
Cellular component (GO): cytosol
Molecular function (GO): ATP binding; diphosphomevalonate decarboxylase activity
Source: RefSeq, a predicted model, not a curated record